Anopheles funestus (African malaria mosquito) is the source of this 1744-nucleotide messenger RNA. It is a transcript of the gene Aatf, whose product is annotated as protein Aatf. NCBI's taxonomy places the organism in Eukaryota, Metazoa, Arthropoda, Insecta, Diptera, Culicidae. Bases 110 to 1612 code for a protein of 500 amino acids. Gene Ontology annotation, biological process: regulation of transcription by RNA polymerase II. The transcript has 2 exons. The record is from RefSeq and is a predicted model, not a curated record. Gene Ontology annotation, cellular component: nucleolus; nucleus.
AAACACGCACGGGCACAUGUUUUCACUCGUGCUACUGCAAAAGUGUCCUAAAUAUUAAAUCGUUUCGGUUCGGAGUAAAGUGCCUAGGUAGACCUCCAAGCUGGCCACGAUGAGGAAAAAGGCAGCUACUCUUUCGGACAAGCUAAACAAGCUUUUCGCACCGGAAGAACGUGCCGAGGAAUCUGACGAUGAAACUGCACCAAAGUUCAGUGAGUUUGAUGAAACACCGGACGAUGCGGGUACGAAUGCGGCUUUAAGUGAGUUCCGUAAGCGCAACAUUCGAUUUCUGGAAGACUUUGAUCGGAAGUAUAAGGGGGCCGUCUCGUCGCGAAAUGAAACUUUCAGCGAUGAAGAUGCUGAUGAGGAAUCUGAUGAGGAAUCCGACGAAGCGGAGGAUGAUUUGGAUGGUGAUGAAGAUAGUGAAGAGCAGGAGGAGGAUGCAAAAAUGUUUCGAAAAAAGAAACCAAAAUCGCUUGUAUUGCUAAAACCGAACAGCGCCGGUGAUAGCGAGGAAAAUGACGAUAGCGAUCAGGAAGAAGAUUCCGAAGAUGUAACGGAUGAUGAUCAGGAAUCCUUGGCAGAAUACACGGAUAGGAGUAAGAGUAAGCCAUCAUCCACGCCGCAGAUAACAUUGAUCAGGGAAGAAAAUCGUCAGGACGCGAUCAAUAAAGGUCUGGCGGUGCAGAAUCAGCUUAAAAUUUGGGAACGUUUGCUAGAAAUGCGCAUCAAGGUACAGCCCUGUUUAAUUGCCUCCAACAGCCUACCACCGUCAUCGUCGAUCUAUCGCAAUUUUGCAUGCCAGAACGAGGAAUUUCGCCAGAAGUCAGAUCAAGUGACAAAAAUCGUUUCAGAAACGAUGGAACAAAUGCUUGAGCUUCAGGAACUGCUUCUGGGUCGAUAUUCCGAAACGAAAGAUCUACUCAAGAGUGGAUCGAAACGGAAAGCGCCAUCGGUUAAAAACGCUAAUGCGAAACAAAUGGCUUUGGACGGAUACGAGCAGAUACUUGCUAGGCGAUGCAAAGAUAUGGAGGAAUACCGGAACAGCGUGUUAACGAAGUGGCACGAUCGAACAAAUGUUGCUUCCAAGAUGCGAAAUAAUCCGAAGCAGUCAUUGUCGGUGUUGAGAAAAAUAGAGGACAGCCUUAUUAAUCGUGAGGAACUUGUGCGUAAAACGCAACUCUAUCGUGGUGGCUAUACACUGCUGGGAAGGAAAGUAUCGUCGGCGGAAACGAUAUCGGCUUCAGCUGACCUGCGAAAAGAUGAGCCGGAAGCAACGGAAGAACCAUCAACAUCGUCGGUUUACGAUGGAGAAAUUUUCGACGAUUCCGAUUUCUACCAUCAGAUGCUGCGGGAAUUGAUUGAGUACAAAACCAGCACCACCGAUAGUCCGCAGGAGAUUGCCAAAAAAUUGGCGGAAUUACAGAGACUACGCAACAAGAUGAAGAAAACAGUCGACACAAAAGCUUCCAAGGGCCGAAAGAUACGUUACGUCGUACAUAACAAGCUGGUUAACUUUAUGGCCCCGGUAACCGAUUACGACUGGACAGAUGAUGCAAAGGAUGAGCUGUUUGGAUCUCUCUUCGGCCAAACGCAUGCCACGGAAGAGCAAUAAGCAGCGAAAGUGGAACAUAUAAACUAUAUAAAAAAUAAUGUAAUAAACAUGAAACAGAACACGCGAAACAGAAACAUUCUAGAAGCAUGGUCCCAUACAUGAUGAAAUCAUAUUGCAGUUGAAAACCGAAAC